AUGCAGUCGCUUGACUCUGCGGCACACCCCGUGCUGCCAAAGCUUGUCCCGCUCUCCGACUUCCACCCCAUCCGCAUCGCUUCACACACCAAGAUCACGCUCGUUGUCCAGUUUGCACUGGAUCAUCUGCGGCGGAAUGAGGAUGAACCGCUCGUCCUUCAUUGCCUUCCCCCCUCCACCUCCUCCUCCUCCGCCAACGCCGGCCGCGCAGGACCUCUCACCUCUACCCAACCCGACUCGAAUCCUUCACCAGCUCCCGACCCGACUCCCCCUGCGGCAAAAGGUAAAGGCAAGGGAAAGGCAACAGAGUCUCCCUCCUCGACAUCCGUCGCUGCCCUGCCGAAGCUCGUCUCGAUCGCCGAGAUCAUCAAGCGGGAGUGGUUGGACGUUGAGCUGAAGCAUGCCACGGGCGACUCAAUCCAGGAGGAUACGGCUGCACCGGCGAGGGAAGGCCUGCACCAGUACACGCUGUUGACGACGCUUGAAGCGAUUGAUUUGGCGUCGGAUACUAUUGCGACUGACGAAGUAGAUGGCGACGUGGAGGAGGAGGAGAUGAGGCGGCAACUGAUCGAGAUGGAGUGGUUGAGCGGCAGGGCUGGCAAGGAUCGAAGACCACGACGGAAGCAUUCGCCUUGCAUGCUCGUCAUCCUCUCGCGCGCGCCAACAGAAGCGCUGGCAUCUCGCUCCUCCUGGACCCAUCAGCCUCCAGCUCCGCCGGUACCCCGGACGACGAAGCGCCGUGCAACAAGCGAGAACGCUACUGCUCCAGAAGGAGGCACUGCAAAACGCAAGACGCGAAGAAGACGGCGUUAA
Messenger RNA from Rhodotorula toruloides NP11, 813 nucleotides. RefSeq lists its product as uncharacterized. Lineage: Eukaryota; Fungi; Basidiomycota; Microbotryomycetes; Sporidiobolales; Sporidiobolaceae. The transcript is spliced from 4 exons. The record is from RefSeq and is a predicted model, not a curated record. Bases 1 to 813 code for a protein of 270 amino acids.